Messenger RNA from Chelonia mydas (Green sea turtle), 2709 nucleotides. It is a transcript of the gene MGARP, whose product is annotated as mitochondria localized glutamic acid rich protein. The transcript has 7 exons. Gene Ontology annotation, biological process: anterograde axonal transport. Gene Ontology annotation, cellular component: mitochondrial outer membrane; mitochondrion. The record is from RefSeq and is a predicted model, not a curated record. The coding region runs from base 291 to 1022 and encodes 243 amino acids. NCBI's taxonomy places the organism in Eukaryota, Metazoa, Chordata, Testudines, Cheloniidae.
UGGUAGGUCCGCACAGUCCGUGCGUGGCUCGUGACUCAGCCGUCUUGGGGUCAUUUCACGGACAGCAGAGAGGAGGAAAGGAGCCCAGGUCCCGGUCAGAAGGAAGGGAUGCUAGGCCCUGGUUGGAGAGGUGACGCCCUGCCCCGGGAGGAGGAGAGUGGGCCGGGUCUGCCCUCUCCCCUCCCACCUGCUCCCUCCCACUCACGCGGAACCGCUGCCUCCUUCCCUCGCUCAAUCCCGCAGCUUCGCUUUGCCCAGUCGCUCCGUGCAGCCGCCGCAGUGCAGCCACCAUGUACGUCUGCAGGGCUGCCUGGCAGGCGCUAGCCGCUCGCUUGGCCAGCGUGUCCUCCACGGCCACCCUUCUCAGGAAGCAUGCACCUCUUCGCCAGAUGUCAUCUGGCAGCGUCCCUGGCUCUUCUGGAGAGAACCUGAUUUACUAUCUGUUUGCUGGUGUGGCGUGCACUGCUGGUGGAUAUUAUGCCUACAGAACAAUCAAGUCAGACAAAAAGAGGUACAACGAACGUAUUCAUGCUAUUCAGCAGAGUAAUACAGCGGAGUGGAAACCAAAACCCUGGCCACCCCAGUGUGAUGAACUGGAGACGGCUGAAGUCACUGAAGCAAGCGAGCAGGCCACAGAGGUACCUACAGAAGAGGCUGGAGGACUAACUGCUGAUGAAUCGACAGAAGAGAAUGAAGGAUCUAUGGCAUCCACAGAAGCUGAAGGGGAAAAAGAAUCACCAGUUGCAGAUGCAUCCUCUGCUGUGGAAGAAGCACGGCAGGAAGCCACUGCUAGCUUGGAGGCUGCCCAAAUGCAAGAAGUUGUGGGUGAAGGCUUGGAUGCUGCAGCACCUUCUGCUCAUGAGGACAAUGUAGACAGUAUUCAAGAAGGAACAGCCUCAGCAGCUCAAGAGAUGCCUGACACAUCCUCAAGGAACCAGGAGGCUGUUGAGGGUGAGUCUGGGCAGGAUUCAGAAGCUUCUUCGGCAACAACGGGAUCUCAAGAAAUUCUUAAGGAUUCUUAAAGUUUCUCAAGCAACCUUCUUCUAGCACUUCCCUAGUGGACCUGUGAAAGAAGAGGGUGAAGUUGAAUAGAAAUGAACUAACUGUUCACCAGGGAUCUGUCACUGUGUGUGUGUGUACAAAAUGUUAAAUAGAUUUCUCUCCUCUAUCUGUUUGCUAAUUUGCUCAGUCCAUUACAUGGCACUAUGUAAUAUCACUCAAUACCUGUCACCAUCUUGUGAUUAAAAGGGCAAAUAUUGUUUUGUAUUGUACUAAUAGAAAGGCCAUAUGUUCUGGUUUUUCAUCUGAUAUGUCCCGAAAACCAUUUCUGGAUCAUCUGAAAUGUCCUGUAUUUUUCCUUUCAUUGAUCCAAACAUUUUUUAAUAACUACACAAUGUUUGUUCAAGAUAUAUUGCUGUUCCAAAUAGAAAUUGCUCUGUACUUACCAGGAAUAAAAUGGUGCAGUGGAACAGAUAUUCUGUUUGAUGCACAUGUUGGAAGUGCAGAAAAAAUCUGAAUGAGUGUUGACACAGGCAAAGCCGUUCUAUUGUUCAAAGUGGACACAGUGUGUCAUGACAAAUUCAUUGAGAAUACGAACCUACUGGAAUUUAUCCUGCAAGCCGAGAAAUGUGAACAUAUUGUUGAAUCAUAAGGCAACAGCAGUAACACUAGUAUAGAUUAAAAAAGGAAAUGUAUUUUUGGUUUUUACAUGAAGAUUUUGCAAUCCUAACUACUUGUUCCCAUAAAGGUGUCCCAGGUUUUGAUUUUGAAAACAUAGUCACCUUAAUGAAUGUAGAGGUAGUAACAGUAUUAUUUCAUUUGUUAAGGAAUAAUAAACGCACACAACUGUAAAUGAUCCAUGUUUGAACUAACUGCAAAUUUAAAGAAAAAAUUAUUCUGAGCAGUAAGGGAGAGUCUGUGCAUGUGGUUGUUACCAACUAGAAUGUGGCUGCAAAUAUUACUCGUUAAAAUGUGCUUCUACUCCAAAAAGCAACUUUUACAAAAUAGCAUCAUGGGGUUCCAAAUGACUCCAUAUAUAAUCCUGUUUAGUUUACAAAUAAAAGGAUGUAUUUUUCUAACUGCCAGUGCUGCAAACACAGUAUGAAAUCUGAAAGGCAAGCUGGGUUUUUCUGUCCCACGCAUCACUAGCAAUAAAGAUUCUCCACUCAAGACAUAGUUAACAAGAUGGUAAGCUUUUUAUUUUAUUUGAUGAAGUCAUUAGCUAUGGCUCUGAAUAGACACUGAAAGAUGUAACUUUUACAGUUACUUUUCAAAGUAGAGCCAUGCUUCAAUAUAUGCCUGUUGGGUGAGAGUUUGGCCCCAAGGUAAAAUCAUUCAGGUGUGGAAGAGGCUUAUAUGAGGCCUGUUUUUUAAACAAAGUUUGGGGUUUGGAAUACAGAGGCCUCAUCCUGCAUGUUGUCUUGGCAAACACAUUAUUACAAACCUUUUAAACCUUUUAUUAAAGAUUCUGGGGAGGCUUGGGGAGGGGGAAAGAAAAACACUUCAAGCCUUCGAAAUGUAAAGUAUUAAGUAAGGCUUUAAUUUUAAGAACAUCCCCUGUUCCUUUUCCACUUAGCUGGAGACAGUCUUUAGAAGGAAAAAUCCCCUGUGUUUGACCAUCUUAGAUGGUAAUAACUAUCUUUUUGGGGAAACGAGAAGAAGCCAUUGAGAUGGGCUGGAGUUGCUGUUGUUGUUAAAGUCCAAUCCUGU